AUGCUUGCCGCGACGUCGUUCGGGUGGGUGGCCAAGCAGAUCGACCUGCUGACGGGCGACAAGGCUCGAAGUGCGGUGAGCAUCGAGAACAUCAAGGCAAAGGGUUUGAAGUCGCUCCGUGAUAGCAUGGUCGAGUACAUCUGCAAUCGCGUCGCCGAAAAACGAACUGCGGCGCCGACUUCUGGAGGCGUUGGAACCGCCGACAGUGCGAUUGAUGACGACGGCGCGGAAAGUCAGACGGCGCCCCAAGCAGCAGCUGCCGCCCAGCACCAGGUGGACUUGCCGGUGUCCGGAGGAGGCGACGCCGCGGCAGGUGCAGGAAGGAAGGAAGAGGAUUCGGAGUCGUCGGACUCGGAGGGGGAGGAGGAGGACGAGGCGGCGAAAGAAGAGGAUCACGAAGAGGAGGAGGAGGAGGAGGAGGACGAGAACGAUGAGGUGGUGGAGGUUGAGGAAGGGAAGGAUGAGGCGGAGAACGACGAGGAGGGGGUGGAGGCCGAGGUGCAGUACGAGCUGCAGUACGCAGACGGUACGGUUGUGGCGGUGGGGUCCGCGGAUGAAAAGAACAAGGAAGCAGAGGAUGGCGAUGCGGGUAAUGCUACGAGGUCGGCAGAAGAUGGGGGGAAGGAGAAGAAUGAGGUCGGCGCGGAGGCAACGACGGAAAAGGGCCAGGAGGAGGCGGCAUGCGAAGGUGCGAAGGUGUCGGUCGACGCCGGCGAAGGUGCGAACAUCACGGGCAUGCAGGAGACGGAGGAAGCAUCUGGUUGGCAGGGCCCUGAACAGGUCGACGUCGAGGUACUGCGACGGGAGAACUGGCUGUUGAGGGCGGAGAACGCUCGGCUGACGGCGUUGCUCGAUGAGGAGCAGGCUCGGCUGGACAUGUUUUUUGUUGGGUUACGUGGACUCGUCGACCACCUGAAGGAGUUGGCCGAGCAGGUCGACGACACCGACCAGUUUGCGGCGCAACAGCUGCGAAACACGGCGACGGACAUGUCGAAGACCAUCACGGGCAACAUCACCGGCAGCUUCGACGAAGCGUGGAAGACGAUGAAGACAUUCGCGGAACAGGCGUCGGCGUGGUUGGAGGACUUCGACAAUCCGGAGGGUCGUGUGGCAUGUGCACGCGCUGAAGCUGUCGACGCCUUGGCCGAGCACGUGAAUGGGGUGGUGGGCGAAGCGAGGCGGGGUUUGGAGCUGUACAUCACGACGCAACUAUCCGCCGCGCAGGUCAACAUCGCCACCGCUGUGACCUCCAGGCUCCCCGUGCAGCCGCCGCCACCGCCUCAGCCCACGCCGCCCGCCCUCCCGGAAGAGCUCUUGAAGUCGUUCAAGGCCGACAUCAUGAAGACGGUGACGGAGGCCACCCAGCAGUCGUUCGUUGCUUCCGGGAUGAAGAUGUUGACCGAGAUGAUCGGCACUGUGGCGCAUGGUCGACGUGGGUCGUCGCCGUCGGCCAAUGACGCAGAUCAAGCGCAAAGGAGGGCGGCCGACAAGCAGGGCGAGAAGAGGACGGGCGACGGAGACGACAAGGAGAGCGUGAAGCGGAGCAAGGGAUCGGACGGGAGCCGCGGCACGAAGCCUCCUGCUCAGAGCGUGGUCGAACAGCUAAAGUCGAAGGCGGGGUGGAAGGUGAUAAGGACGUCGAACAGCAAGGGAGGCGGAAGCGGGGGGGCAGAGGGUGGCCCUGCCGACGGGGUUGCCGCUAACGUCGCUGCACCGCCUGGCCCGCCUUUGGUCGUCGAGCAGACCAAACCGCAAGCGAGCUCCGGGAAAGGCGUGACCGACAAGGAGGCCCCUACUGCUCAGGCGGUGAACGAUGGCGGCGCCGGAACCACCAAGGGACCGUCCGUCGCGGUGGCGGCGGCCAAGGGCAACGCGAAGGCCGCCUCUGCCAAGUCGAUUCCCCGUAAGCCCCCAGCGGCUACCCCCGCGCCGGCCGGCAAGUCAGGCGCCAACACCACCGAUGGGCCGGCCAUUGCGGCCCCUCCAGCUCCAGCAGCUCCAGCAGCACCAACUGCCGACAAGGGCGACGCGACGGCUGCUGCGGCUAAGCCCGAAGGUCCGUCACCUGCUAAGGUGCCCGCCGGCAGUAACGCGCUCAGGGAGAUGCUCCGCCGCAUGGAUGCACAUCGCAGGGAGGUGCAGCAGCCUCCAGUGGUCGACGCCGCCCUUGCCGAAACAGCACGUCGCUCAGACACUUCACAGGUUGCCGGCAAAUCGACCGGUGCCCCACCUGCCGUGCCUCUAGUCGCCGCCCCACCGCCCGCGGAACCCAAAUCCGCGUUUCUUCGCGCCCAUUUAGGCGCACGCAAAGCGGGAGCUCCACAAGUGACUCAGCCGGAACCCGGCAAAAGCGCGACGCCGACGUCGGUAAACGCGACUUCACCCACACCAGGUGCAGCUGUGGUCGAUGCUGCGGCGGAGAAGGGUGUGAGCGCGGCGCUAGCCACCGGCGGCCGAGCCGACAGGCAUGCCAACCUCGCUGCCGUUCUGGCUCAAUUUGAAGCAGCAAAACGCCCCGAGCAUGCCCCAGCACUGGCCAUCAUGGACAUGGCACAUGCGGAGCCGUCGGGGACCCACGGAGGGGGUUCGGCGGAGCCGACGGCCGCAACGGCUGCUGUCGCCGAGGGAAAUGCGGGACGGAAGGGUAAGGACGACACCGGGAAAGGGAAGGCGGUCUCUCCGAGGAGCACGCGGGCGAUGUCGGCGGGGAAUGAGAUGUCGGAAGAGAAAGGGAAGAAGCCGGCACGGAAUCAGGACAAGACGGGCGGCAAACAUAAGCCGGCGAAGAGGAAGGCGAAGGCGGAAGAGGAGGAGGAGGAGGAGGAGGAGGAGGGGGAGGAGGAGGAGGAAGAGCAUGGACGCCGGGGUCAUGGCAUCCGCCGAGACAGGUCUGGCGACGGGCUUGGGUGGGUGGGCGAGAUCAAGAUCAAGGGCCAGAAUCGGUACAUCGGCAAGUCGCGCGAGAAGAUGGAGCUGGCCUACGAGCACGCGAUUGCGUACUUGCUCUACGACGGCUACGUGAGCAAGGUGCUCAUGAAGGAGCUCACCGCCUUGAAGCCGGGGCAGUUGGAUGAAUGGAAGGCGGCAUGGGAGGAGCUCAGGUUCCUGUCGACCGGGAUGUGGACGGUGAUGUGGGCCAGAGGCUUGUGCCAUCCGAGAGCAAGGUAA
Messenger RNA from Closterium sp. Yama58-4, 3168 nucleotides. Lineage: Eukaryota; Viridiplantae; Streptophyta; Zygnematophyceae; Desmidiales; Closteriaceae. The record is from the annotation of a GenBank genome assembly.